This is a messenger RNA of Ectocarpus siliculosus, 2115 nucleotides long. NCBI's taxonomy places the organism in Eukaryota, Phaeophyceae, Ectocarpales, Ectocarpaceae. The record is from the annotation of a GenBank genome assembly.
AUGCCGGAAGUCAUACAGGCGCUCCUCCAGACGAACGGACCAUUUUUGGCGCUUGUGUCUGGUCUACAAGGCGCUCUCGAUGCUUGUCCUGCCAUGCCUACCUUGACCCUGGAGACGUCAAUCGAAGACUGCCUCCGACGGCCCUCUCCUGGUGCCGCGGUUUGGGCUUUCGGCAGCACGCGCAUGUUUGUCAGUGGGGUCCUGUCGUUGGUGUCAUCGUCCCCUCGGUCUUUGUGCCAGGCGGUGGUCUCAGUGCUGGUGCGGUUUGUGGCCGGCGAUGGGUGCGACACCCUCGACGACUCGCUGGCGCUGGACGCGGAAGGCGAGGAGACGCAAGACCGGCGACGACGCUCGAGAUGCCUUUCGUGCUCCACUGCUCUGUCGGACAACGCAGCGGGUACCGAUGCCUCGGAGACGGAGAGGGCGCGACCACAAUGCUGCAACGCGCAAGAGAAGAGGGACCUAGUGCUGGAGAGCAUGCUGCGAUGGGCGGUGGAUGUUCAUUUCAGGCAGUGUUCUCGGCUACUUCAGGCGUCGGUGAAUCGAGCCGUGUGUCACGGCGUUCGGCAGGCGCUCGUGGCCGCGGAACUGUCAAGGAGACAGGCGUCUCCUCCGUCUUUUCCACUCGGGUGUCGGCUGCUGCUGUCCUUCGUUGGUGGGCUUGCGGGGGACGGCGGUGCUCAGAUUGCCGGUUUUCUUCGGGAACGGUGCGGGGCCGAAAUGCGGCGGUUUCUCACUCGGGGUCGGUGGCGGCCCCCAUCGGGAACAGCUAGAGGAAGGAGACAUGCCGAUGCUUGGACGGCCACGGGCAGGGGGGUGGCACGACGGCAACCGGAGUUACCCAUGCUGGACGCCUACGUGGGCCACCUCUGCCUGUGCCGACAUGUCAGCGACCCCUUGUCGGCGACGCAUUUGGUGUGGCUGGCUCGGCAAGCUCUUGCUGUGCUCCGCAUGCUGGACAUGCCGGAAGAAGGUGCGCCAGGAACGACCGCGGCACCCGAACGGCGACAAAACUCGAACUUCGAGGCUGUUCUGGCGUCUCUCUCGCACGCUCUCGCCUUGCUGCUGACGCGGCCGAAACGGGGCGGUGUUUGCAGCUCUAUCGUGCCUGAAACUGUGGGCAAUUUGCUCGAGAUCGUUUUCGACAGCGACCCCCGCCCGUUGUCGUGUGUGCCGCGGCCCCUGGCGGAGGCAGCCAUCGACGUGCUCAAAGAGGCGGGCCAUCUUCAGCUCGCCCGAUCGGACGAGCUCCUAAGACUGCCAUGGGGUUCGCGUCGAGGAGAACCGAACGCGGCGGGUCGCCGCGAAGAGUCAAAGCUAGGACCAGUCGCCGCUACCGUUACCGAAGAAGGCGCUUCUUUUGCGAGUGGCAUCGAUUUUCAGCGGGCGAGUCUCGCCUUUCGAAAUAGUUGGUCCCUCGCAGCCGCAGGGGUCGACAUGCAGCUUCCCUCGACAAACCACUCAGGCCGAAGCCGGAGGGGGGACGGCGGAGGGGAUUCCUCAGACAACACCGAUAGCAGCGACGACGACGACGACUCGGCUGAUGGAGACGUAGACGGCGCCAGAGCAAUCGCGGGAAACGGCUGGGGCCGCGUGCCGGACGAGGUGACCCUGCGCGUAUUUUCGUUCAUGACGCCGAAGCGAGUCUGCCGUCUCGCUUGCGUGGAUCGCGCUUGGAGAGAGCUGCUCACCGUGUCCGGUGUGUGGAGGCCCUUCUUCGAGGCACGCUGGCCCUUAACGGCGAUUGGAAGCGACCUGGAUCUGGUGGGAGUGUCGGACAGGCUCUUGGCCGAAGGUUUGGGCUCGGCGAGGAAGAAUGCGAAGCGUAGGAGAAGGCACGGGAAGAUCGGCGUUGUUCACUGGCGAACCUCUGAGGAUACCAGCGGGCAGCAGCAGCCUCUGCUAGAGCGAGAUUGGAUGGCGCUGUACCGAGAUCGGCAUAGGGCCGAAAGGGCGGCAAGAGGAAGGUUCGCCGCUAAGACCGAGUUUCCGUGGCUCGUGUGUCCAUUCCUGGGGUGCGUGUCCUCGCUCAAGUCCGAGUUUGCCGUGAAGCGCCACGUUCGGACUCACAAGCGGCCUCGGGAAAAACGACUGAUGGGCAAGAAGAAGGCGUGA